AUGAGUUCUGGAAUUCUCAAGACUGACAAUGAGCGCAUUGUUGACGCGAAUGGCGACGCCGUUCUGCUGCGAGGCACUGCGCUAGGCGGAUGGAUGCUCAUGGAGAACUUCAUGAACGGUUUCCCUGGACGCGAACACCAAAUACGAGCCGCCCUUCUCAAGGUCCUCGGCCAAGAAAAGCACGACUUCUUUUUCGACAAGUUCCUCGAAUACUUUUUUACCGACAAAGAUGCCGAGUUCCUUGCUUCCCUCAAGUUCAACUGCCUCCGUCUUUGUCUCAACUACAGACAUUUUGAAGAUGACAUGAACCCUUUUGUUAUCAAGGAAGAGGGUUUCAAGCAUGUUGACAGAGUCAUCAACCUCUGCGCCAAGUAUGGCAUAUAUACCAUUCUCGAUCUCCACGCGCUUCCUGGUGGCCAGAACCAGGAUUGGCACUCCGACAACCCUACCGGAUACGCUGCUUUUUGGGACCACAAGCACUUCCAAGACCGAGCCAUUAACCUUUGGGAACACAUCGCGCGUCGGUAUAAAGGCAACCCUUGGGUCGCCGGUUAUAACCCUAUGAACGAGCCUGCCGAUUCUGAAUGGACGCGUCUACUGGCGUUCUAUGAUCGCAUCGUGCCAGCAAUCAGGAACAUUGACCCUGACCACGUUCUGUUCUUGGAGGGCAACACCUUCAGCAUGGAUUUUACAGGAUUCGACAAAGUCUGGGAAAAUUCCGUAUAUGCGAUCCACGAUUACUGCGGUUUCGGGUUCCCCAACCGUAUCGGCCGAUUCCAGGGUACACAAGAACAGGAAAGCUAUAUUCGAAGGAUGUACGACAGAAAGGUCGAGUUCAUGAAGAAGCAUAACGUGCCUAUCUGGAAUGCUUGGUCGAUUUGGUCAUACAAGGACGUCAACGUCAUGGGGAUGACCUAUGUCUCACCAGACUCCCCAUGGCUGAAACUACUCGGGCCAAUGAUCAAGAAGAAGCGCGAUCUUGCGGUCGAUUCCUGGGCUUAUGAUGACGCACAUCUUCAAGAUGGUCUCUUCGGUCCCUUGCACAAGUGGUUCGAGGACAACGUCCCAGCCCAGUACUCCAAGAAGUACCCUUGGCAAUGGCGCAUGCACAUGCAUGUAUUCCGCGGCAUUCGUGGAAUCACCCUUGCUGAGUACAUGAUACCUGAGUGGGCAGAUUACUUCAAGGAUAAGACGUUUGAAGAGCUGGAUGAGCUCGCAGCAAGCUGGAAAUAUGAGAACUGCAUACAGAGAGGCAGAUUAAACGAGAUAUUGGAACUCUAUGCACCUAUGAAAGCUGACGAUGAACGCUUGGAAGGCAAGGUCAUUGAAUCGGAGCAGAACUCAGGCGACGGUGCAAUCUCUAAAGAGCAAUCUGUUUCGGGAGUCGGUAUUUUUGAGCUAUCGCCUGAAGAAAAGGCAAAGGCUGAGCUCAAGAAGCAACAGCAACAGGGUCAACCUAUACCGGUUGCAGCAUAA
Messenger RNA from Fusarium graminearum PH-1, 1476 nucleotides. RefSeq lists its product as uncharacterized. The record is from RefSeq and is a predicted model, not a curated record. Gene Ontology annotation, cellular component: cell surface; extracellular region. NCBI's taxonomy places the organism in Eukaryota, Fungi, Ascomycota, Sordariomycetes, Hypocreales, Nectriaceae. Gene Ontology annotation, biological process: glucan catabolic process. Gene Ontology annotation, molecular function: beta-glucosidase activity. The transcript has 5 exons. Bases 1 to 1476 code for a protein of 491 amino acids.